Molecule: messenger RNA, 939 nt
Organism: Macadamia integrifolia
Lineage: Eukaryota; Viridiplantae; Streptophyta; Magnoliopsida; Proteales; Proteaceae
Exons: 2
Coding region: 1-939 (312 amino acids)
Source: RefSeq, a predicted model, not a curated record
AUGGCUUCUGAUAUGGAAGAAACAUUACCAUCGAAAUCAGCUCUCGACACCGCUGCACUAAUCCAUGAUGGGAGGUGGACGAGUCCAUUGGAGAGAUUCAGCUAUUCAAUCCAAUCUCUGGAGGCCAUAUCGAGUUUCCUUCUCUUUCCAAAUUCUCCUUACCUCAACUCAGCUACGAACUUGAUUUUCCAAGCAAUAAGCAUUACAUCCACAAGGCAACUCUAUCUUCAAACCCUUAUAAAAACAUCAGAAUAUGUUGUGGUAGCCGCUGUCACUAAUAGGUAUUACUUGGCUUACUGGAAGCCAGGGGCUGAUAAGUGGACUACUAUAACAUUUGAACUAGAACUAUGGAGCUCUUUUGAAGAUGUUAUAUUCUACAAGGGACUACUCUAUGCUGCUAGCAACCACGGACCUAUUGUAAGUUAUGACUUCAGUUCUGAACCGCCGAUCGGGAGGGAAAUCACUGGGCCACCACCAAAUGGAAGAAGAUGCAAUGUGUAUUAUUUGGUGGAAUCAUUAGGGGAACUAUUGCUAGUUUUAAGACACUAUAGGUGGCAUGGGGAUGACCAAGAAGAUGAUGAUGGCCUCAUCGUUUCCCCACCAUUCCCUUUCAAAACUAUCAAAUUCCAAGUUCACAAAUUGAAAAGCAUUGGUGACUGCAUUUUGUUUUGGGGAAAUAACUGCUCAGUUUCAGUCUCUGCUCAAGAAUAUCCAGAAUGCAAAGGGAACUCCAUCUAUUAUAAUGACGACUGGGAUUAUGGACCCGAUGAACUAGCAAGAUAUGGUUAUCAUGAUAUAGGGGUAUUCAACUUGGAGAGUCACCGAGUAGAAUCAUUUCUUGAGUCGUCCCCUUCUACUACUCCUACCUUUUGGAUUGCACCUGAACCUGUUGGAAGUGUGUCCAUCAACUUCAUAUUUAAAUUGUUUAAUAUUGAUUAA